AUGGAAGCUCAGACUAUGCUUUCUGGGUUUUGCCCAAACCCAGCAAUCCCAUCAGUUCAGAAUGCCAAAAAACCUUUCUUCGCAAAGCCUCCUUCUUCUCACUCUUCUUUCGUACAAUCGGACAAUUGGGUCUCCCACAGAGCCGUCCUUUCUAUUUCACAGAGAGCGACGAAGAGAAUGGAGUGCACCAAUAAUGCAGUGGAAGCAGUGGAUGUUGCUUCCAAUGAAGAUUUGACAAGUGGAAUUAGACUAAAAAAGCUCGCCGUUUUCGUAUCUGGUGGAGGAUCGAACUUCCGGUCGAUUCAUGAGGCGUCUCUUCGUGGAUCAAUUCAUGGGGACAUCGUUGUUUUGGUCACAAAUAAACAAGGUUGUGGAGGUGCUCUGUACGCAAGAGAAAAGGGAAUACCAGUUAUUUCGUUUCCCAAAACCAAAGAUGAACCUGAUGGACUUUCUACGGCGUGUCUAGUAGCUACCCUUAGGAGAUUUGAGGUUGACUUUAUCCUUCUUGCCGGAUAUUUGAAACUUAUACCUGUAGAGUUAAUCCGAGCUUAUGCCAAAUCCAUUGUAAAUAUCCAUCCAUCACUUCUUCCAGCAUUUGGAGGCAAAGGUUAUUAUGGUAUGAAGGUACAUAAAGCAGUCAUUGCUUCUGGAGCUAGAUUCUCAGGUCCUACAAUACAUUUUGUUGAUGAGCACUACGACACGGGUCGAAUUCUUGCUCAAAGUGUUGUUCCUGUACUUCCAAAUGACACCGCAGAGAACCUGGCUGCUAGGGUUCUUGGAGAGGAGCAUCGUUUAUAUGUGGAUGUGGUAGCAGCUAUUUGUGAAGAGCGGAUAAUUUGGAGACAAGAUGGUGUUCCUCUCAUCCGGAGCAAAGAAAACCCCAAUGAGUACAGCUAACAGAAAUGGAUACACUUUUUGCUUAUUUAGGAUGUCAUUUGCAUUUUUUUUUUUUCCGAAGAAAUGGGGCUACUAGCAUGACUUUUGGAUCUGUGAAUGGUCAGACUUGCCUAUAUUUAAUUUCCUAGAUUGUGUCACACAUUUAGAAAUUAUAUAUGUUGUAGUUGCUAAAUCAUAUCUUUUUUUAUUCAAUAACAUUAAUUUUAGCAUAGAUUUGCUCUAUGGAUUUAAGAGUAACAGUCCAUGGAAUAGCUUUCACUUAUUGUCCAUGCUUGCAUGCUUCAUCUGUAAUUUCUUCUUUUCUUUUUGUUUCUUAAUUUUAUUAAAAGCAUCAAUCAUGAAACUUUACUGGCAUUUUUAUUA
This is a messenger RNA of Ziziphus jujuba (common jujube), 1260 nucleotides long. RefSeq names its product phosphoribosylglycinamide formyltransferase, chloroplastic. Gene Ontology annotation, biological process: 'de novo' IMP biosynthetic process. The transcript has 5 exons. Gene Ontology annotation, molecular function: phosphoribosylglycinamide formyltransferase activity. The coding region runs from base 1 to 897 and encodes 298 amino acids. Gene Ontology annotation, cellular component: cytoplasm; chloroplast. The record is from RefSeq and is a predicted model, not a curated record. Lineage: Eukaryota; Viridiplantae; Streptophyta; Magnoliopsida; Rosales; Rhamnaceae.